UCUAGCUGGCCCGGCGUGACACUAACCCCUUCCUCUCUUCUCAGGGAGCCCGAGGACCAUGGACGGCGACGAGGGCCAAGACCUGUCCCAAGUUUCAGGGAAGGAGAGCCCGCCAGUGAGCGACACCCCGGAGGACAGCGACGAGCCCAUGCCGGUCCCCGAAGACCUGUCCACCACGUCCGGAGGCCAGCAGGGCGCCAAGGCCGACAGGGGCGCGGUUUCUUAUGGGGCCGACGGCUUUAGGGAUUUCCAUGCAAUAGUCCCCAAUUCUUUCUCUCGUAAGUAUAUGCUUUGCUUCUCAGUAAACAUGGACAUGUGUGUUCGUUUCACGCUCCGUUCCCAUCGUGUGGGUCCUGUGCGUGUGCUCCUCAUCGCCUUUUGCAUGUUGUCAAUGUGAGAUCAAUGCAACGUU
Molecule: messenger RNA, 412 nt
Organism: Myotis davidii
Lineage: Eukaryota; Metazoa; Chordata; Mammalia; Chiroptera; Vespertilionidae
Gene: IKZF1
Product: IKAROS family zinc finger 1
Exons: 3
Coding region: 59-397 (112 amino acids)
Source: RefSeq, a predicted model, not a curated record